AAUGUAUCACAAAUAACUCAAAAGUCUGAUUAAAAUGAAAAUAAAGAAAAACAAACAAAAUAAAAAUAAAACCACUCAUAUGUUUUCUCUAUAGAGAAAAUACAAAAAAACAUAAUAAUUAGUAAAUAUGAAACAUAUUGAAACUGGAGGAUUUGACUUAGUUCCCAGCUGGUGGUGGGGAGAGCGAAGGAAGAGUAGGAAUGGUAGUUGGGAUAGUGGGGAUUGAAGGCAUGCUUGGCAAUGGAGGCAAGCUGAACCUCGGAAGAGUCGGCAUGGUCGGAAUAGGAAGGGGCGGAAGUGUCGUGGGCAAUGUCGGCAGUGUAGGCAUCGGAAGAUUUGGAAUACUUGGCAAGGACGGCAACGCAUUAGGGUUUGGCAAAUUUGGCAACGAGGGCAAAUUCGGCAUUUGUAGAAGAUUACGAGCAGCUAGUCCGACGUCUAUGCCGGAAAAUGCCAAAGCGAUGAAGAAAAAGAAAGCCAUAUUCCUGAAUGAAGGCAUGUUGUAUUUUUGAACUAUGAAUAGAAAAAAGUAUGUAUUGUUGUUAACUUGGUGUGUUUGGAAUGAGAAAAA
This is a messenger RNA of Mercurialis annua (annual mercury), 571 nucleotides long. RefSeq lists its product as uncharacterized. The record is from RefSeq and is a predicted model, not a curated record. The transcript has a single exon. Lineage: Eukaryota; Viridiplantae; Streptophyta; Magnoliopsida; Malpighiales; Euphorbiaceae. The coding region runs from base 201 to 512 and encodes 103 amino acids.